GUUGCGUCGGCGUUUGGGAUAUAUUUCAUGUGGAACGCAGGCGCGCGCACUGAAAAGUAUAACGCUGCGCGUGGUAUUUUUUCUGCUGGAGUUGCAUCGUGAAAUCGGGACACAUGCAUUGGCCAACGCGCAAGCGCGUGAGGACGAACAGUCUCAAUAUGAUUGUUGUUGUUUCCUGCUGCCCAGCAUUUGCGCGCGUUCAUGUGGAGUGCUGAUCCACAGUGACCACUGGAUGACUGGGCGACUUGGCGCCAGCGGGCCGCGCCCUUUCGGCCAGCAAACACAGGACGACCCUUGGUGCGAGCACUUCAAGAGUCGCGAGCACCUCAGGAAGGUUCGCAACUGGGCGCCGGGGACGACCGUUAACCCGGAGCACCCGGGCGCGGUGCCGCCGCCACCGCGGGCUCUGGGCUGGGGCGCUUGCGCCGCGGCGCCUCCGCCAGCGCCGGCGUGGGGGGCGUGGGGCGUCGCCUCGGAGGCGCCUCCGCCUCCGCCCGCCUGGGGCCCAGCCGCGGGCGCGGCAGCGGUUCCCCCUCCGCCGGCCGCUGGCUCGCAGCGGCCGGCGGACGCGGCGGCGCCCCCGCGUGUGAUCGCUCUAACGGACGGAUCCACGCAAGAUGCGCCCGAGCAGGCCGAGGGCGAUCAGGCGGGGGGCGCUCCGUGGGGUGCAGUCCCGGCGGCCUGGGGCGCGCCCGCCGCGGCGCCUCCGCCUGCCUGGGGCCCAGGCGCGGGAGCGGCAGUGGCCCCGCCUCUGACCGACGGCUCCACGCAGGAUAGGAUCGACGCUCUCGAGCGAGCCGUGAGCGAGCUGCAACAGCAGCUCGCUCGCCUGCAGGCCAGGCUCGAGCAGUGA
This is a messenger RNA of Prorocentrum cordatum, 853 nucleotides long. The record is from the annotation of a GenBank genome assembly. NCBI's taxonomy places the organism in Eukaryota, Dinophyceae, Prorocentrales, Prorocentraceae.